CCUCCAUGUUAACAGCGCUCCAAGUGGAACCUUUGAGAAACACGCAUGGGUAUAAGGAAACUUUGUUUUUGGUUAUGGCAGUAUUGAUGUUUACAAGAAUUUUCAGCGUUUUUAACCCGUGAUACAAUAUGAAAGACGAAGCACAGAUAAUUAUGACUUUUAAAUAGAUAUUUAACCGUCAGUUUAGGGACUUUUGUGUUUUUCAAAUAUUUUGAAAUGGAUGCGAACGGCAAUGGUAAGCGAACGAUUCCGAAACUAAUAGAUAUAUUUAGUCGCCAGAGGCAAGAUUCCGACAGUGGGCCAGAAUGUUCGGAUUUGGACUUUAUAUAUGAUGAUGCUGAUUCCCUAGUCAAUGAGGUAGCAGAGCUCUACAGUUAUACAGAACAACUGGAGUUUCAGUUAAAUGUCAAAGCAUUUGAAGAUCAAAUGAAGGAAUGGAAACUUAGUCCCUUUUGGUUAAAGUUUUCGGAUAGUAAACAAAGGUCAAUAGUAAUGAAACUUAUGGACCAACUAGAAGUAUCUAAUAAAGUCAUCAGAAUGAAAGCUGCCCGUUGUAUAUUGUACUUGGCCCAAGGUUGCUGGGCAGAAUUGCAAUCAGAUGCUGAGCAGCAAAUGUGGACUCAAAAAAAUGUCAUGUUGCUAUUUGAAAGUGGAGUCUUCAGUGCCUUCAUAGAACUUUUAAACAUCGAGAUAGAGAAUAGUUCUGCAGCAUCUACAGCUUUAAGAAAACUUGCAGUUAGUUUGGCUGAUUCAACAGAUCUAAGAAUAAUACUCAGUGUUUUAUAUAUCAUGAUGGAAGUAAUUCGUACUGUGAGAGAAGAUGAUACAGAUGAAAUAAAGAACUAUCGAGAGGCUUUCAAAAGUGAUUUAGGGAAUGCAGUUGGAGAUGAAUUGUUGGUAGUGAAACUAUUAGGAAUGGUAACACGUUUCUGCAGUGGGUCAGCACCGCACUUCCCUAUGAAGAAAGUUCUUCUCUUGCUUUGGAAGACUAUACUGACAUCCUUGGGUGGUAUGGAUACUCUGAGGCAACUGAAAUGUACAUAUCGAGAACAAGCGGGUUUGAGCAUGACACAGGACACAAUGGAGGUAGCCCGGACAAUGAGAGCCUCAUCACCUCCAGCCAGUGCAGCAGAUUUGCUUGAAGCCCAAAACCUGAAGCGGAACAAUAGACCAUUCAGACGAAUCCUCAUGAAGCAGAGUUCCUUGGAUGAAACUUUAGGAAUGGAAUAUGAGCCAACAGACCAAACUGAUGAGGAAGUUAGAGAGUUUGCGGAGCGGAUGGCAAUGGAAGAUGCGGGAGAGAUACCACAGCCUCCUAGCCCUCGUCCAAGUACUCCUGUCCCUACUAAAGGGAAGGGUCUCCCCUGGGCUCCAAAAGCUCGUCAGAAAGAUCUUGACCAGUUUCUAGAAAGCACAAGAGUAAAAUUUGUUGGCUUCCCACUUCAGGGAGAUAGAGUUUCUUUGGCUGGACUGCCUCAACCCAUUCAUGAGGGAGUGGAAGUGUUGAAACAUAAUAUGUAUACAUCUUUGGCUGAGGUUCAGAUUCAAAAAGAAGAAGAUAUAGCAAGAAAUCCCAUCUCAACACCAGAAUUCAAUGUGCCUCAGACACCAACAGAAGUGUUAUACCAGGCAAUGUUACCAAAUUUGCCACAGUACAUGAUUGCAUUACUAAAAAUUCUGCUUGCAGCAGCUCCAACAUCAAAGGCUAAAACUGAUUCUAUCAAUAUUAUGGCAGAUGUUCUUCCAGAAGAAAUGCCAAUGACAGUUUCGCAGUCUAUGAAGUUAGGCGUUGAUGUUAAUAGACAUAAGGAAAUUAUUGUAAAGGCAGUCUCAGCAAUACUUCUGCUUUUAUUGAAACAUUUUAAAUUGAAUCACAUUUACCAGUUUGAAUUCAUGUCUCAGCAUUUAGUAUUUGCAAACUGUAUCCCGUUAGUUCUAAAAUUUUUUAAUCAAAAUAUUAUGGCAUAUGUUGGAGCAAAGAAUACCAUCCCAAUUCUUGAUUUCCCAUCAUGUAUUAUUGGGGACCAGCCAGAGCUUACAGCAGAGAGCCUUGAAAUAGGUGACAAUCAGCAAUAUUCAUGGAGAAACAUUUUCUCUUGCAUAAAUAUGUUGCGGAUCUUGAACAAGCUUACCAAAUGGAAACAUUCACGUAUAAUGAUGUUAGUGGUGUUUAAAUCAGCACCAAUUCUCAAACGUACACUAAAGGUACGUCAUGCAAUGAUGCAGCUCUAUGUAUUGAAACUGCUCAAAAUGCAAACCAAGUAUCUUGGACGCCAGUGGAGAAAAUCUAAUAUGAAGACAAUGAGUGCCAUAUAUCAAAAAGUUCGCCAUCGUCUUAAUGAUGACUGGGCCUAUGGUAAUGACCUGGAUGCACGACCAUGGGAUUUCCAGGCAGAGGAGUGUGCCCUUAGAACUUGUGUGGACCGCUUCAAUAACCGUCGUUACAAUGUGAGCAGCAAGGACCCAGACUUUGAACCAUCAGACCAUUGUAUUACUAGUGUCUUGGGACAGCCCUUUGAACUGACUGAUUACUUCAAACAGCACUAUGAAGUGUGGCUUCAACGUGAAGUAUUUCAGACUUCUUUUGGGGAUUUAUAUUGACAAUUGCCACUUGCAGAACGAAGCUCUGGGUCUUAUUAGAAUGCCUACCCACAGAAAUUUAUAUUUUACUAUUCUGCAGUUUAUCAUUACUGUUCAGUAUUUACUUCAUUAACACCUUAAAAUUCAACUGCUUAUUACAUACAUCUUCACCACAGGUUUUGACCACUUUCAGACAUCUUCAUAGAAUUCAUUUUAUAUAUUAAAGUUAUAAAAAGUUUUAUGUGUGAUUUUUAGAAUGAAAUUUUACAUUUAAAAAUAUAUAUUUUUCUUGUUAUUAUACAUCUAUUCCUUUUGUUUCUUGCUUCUUUUAUUUUCAUAUUAUUAUUUACUGCUGAAGUUAAUAUUUUUAUAUACUGUUUACAUUCUUACAUUGUUUCCUCACAUAUCUGGUUCCCUCCAACAUUCUUUCUAUUUUGCUGCUCCAUGCAGUGCUUGCCAGUUAUCACACUCCAGUCAUGCUGCACUAAAGAACUCUCCCUUACAAAUAUGUAAUUAUGUAGAUAGCCAUCCCCAUGUACAGUUUCUUAAAAAAAAAAUGUAAGUUUGAUUUAAAAAGGCUUGUGAUGAAGUAAAUGUUACCAAGAGUGAAACUGGCAGGAGCUGUGGUUUAACUUACUCAACCAAAAUACUAGGAUUGAACAGGAAAUUAGAUUUUUCUGACAAUUUGGAAUUAUAGUGGAUUUCUCAGCAACAUACACAAAGUGUUCAUAUAAGUGAGGCAGUUUAUUUAAUCACUGCAUAAUAUAUUAUUCAUAAGGGAAAGUUCGUUACUGGAAAAUUUGACUCGGCUAUAAGUGGCAGGUACUGAAUGCAGCAGCAAUAAAAAAAAUAAUGAUGGGAAUCAUAAGGAAUGUGACAGUGGGGAAAUAAAACAAGAAUCAAAAUGGUAUCUUAUGAAUACUACAUAAUGUAUAAGAAUGUCAACUUCAACACCAAAUGACAGUAUUGAAACAAAAGGAAUAGAUAUACAAUAACAAGAAAAUAUGUGAAUGUAUAUGUAUAUAUAUAUAUAUUGUAGUUGUAAAAAAUCAUACUUUGAUUAUAUAGUGUAAAUCCCCUUACGAUUGGUUAUACUACCUAAAACGUGUGGAAAAUACAUAUAAUAAAUAGUUUUGCUCAAUGGUAAUCUAGUAAAUACUGAAUAAUAAUAGUAUUACUGCCAUGAAUACCAAUAUUAAAAUAUCAUCACUGUUACCUGAAUUUCAUAACCAUGUUAUUAAAUGUUUUUUUUAACCGUACCUAUCAGACAAGUGACUGUAAUGUAAUAUGCAUACAUUAAGAACUUUGUAUCCCUGAAGUUUGUCUAUUUUGAAUUGCAAGUGAUGCCUGCAGUUUUCGUUAACUAGGAGUGCUGUAUCACUGGAGUUUCUAGACAGGUUCAAGUAUUUAUUGGUAUUGAAAUUUUAAGUACUAUGAAAGGUAGUUGUGACAUCAAAAGAAAUGGUUACAUAAUUGUUCAAAGACAGAAGUGAAAUUAUUGGUUUUGUUGUAUAUUUUUAAUAAAGUGGAAACAUGAAAACAUAAUAGAAGACUGUUAGUAUCUGAACAUAUGUAGAAAGCUUAUAUUUAAUAUGAUUUAUUUUAAUAUUUCUGCAAGAAUUUAAACUUUGGACAAAGAGAAAUAUAGGUUGUAAUCUGCAGGACUUUACAAAUCUGUAAUCUGUACCAGGUAGCAUAAUAUAUUUACUUUGAUCAAACCUUUUAAGAUACUGACUUCUGCUAAUUUAUUUUUGUGUUUAAUUGUUUAAUUUUCACAGGAAGAUAAAAAAAAAUUAACAUCAAAUUUUCCUACAUAAUAAAGACAUAUAUAUUAGUUAUGAAAACAAUGGCUGAGCUUUUUCCUUGUUUAGUACAUCUGAUGAGUUAUAAAAACUAGAUUUUAACUUACAAUUAGCAUAGAAGACGUAUUCAAAGAUGGAUUAGAAUGAGAUGCACGAUGAGAGUUCUGGGCCAUGUAAAACUUAACUAUUAAUUCUAGUAGAAGUUGUAGAGUUGAAACUAUUUUGAAUUUUACAUCUGCUUUACUAAUGAAGUAUUUAAUUUGCGUAUUCUCAUAACUGAAAUCUGAGUGAAGCACCAUGUUCGGUUAUGUGGAACACGAUGGUGAUCAAAACAGUGGCCAAGUCUAUACCAAAUGAAAAAAAUGAACAUUGCUUUAUAAGGACUGAUUUACACCGCUAAUUUUAUUCUCGGGAUUACUGAAAAGAUAAUGCCUUUAGGAUAGACUUGCUUGAAAAACCCAUAGUGUGAAAGGCAGUUUACUUCCUGUUUUUUUAAUCAGUUCUGAUUUCAGAGUUAGCUGAUGCCACACUAAAUUUUAAGUCCAGCUGAUUAAAUUUCAGUCAUAAUGGAGGGAAAUGAAAAAGAAUCCUAUACCUUCACCAUGUGUGUGAAGAAGAGUGGACUAAAUAUUAAUAUUUAUUAUAUUUACCACUUGUUAUUUUAAAAUAUUGUUGAUAAAAACUUUUGUUUCCUUUGGAGUCAGUACAGUUACACAAAGUUGCAGUGUUCCAUUGUUAUUUUGUUACAAUUAUGAUCCUACAACUGGUAUAUUUUACAACAAAGAAGGUUUCAAGCAAUACGUAGAUGAAGUGAUGUGAUAAGGGGGUGUGGGGGCUGUGUUGAUAUUUUCGUGAGAUAGCACCAAGUCAACAUCCUUCUUUCACCCACUUAACAACUGUAGCCACUGGAGAAACAUCCCUGGCUCUACACAAAGGAAAAAUGCUUUACAGUCAGAAUUGUUGAAGUAUGUAAAGACAGAAGGAUAUGGUAAACUGAUUAUUUCUAUUCAGACCUGUUUUCAUUGUUUUUCUGAAGUCCUUAUGAGAUAACUAUAGUGUAUGGAAAGCUUCUUAUACUGUUUUGUGUUUAACAUAGUGAGGUGUAUAUAUAUUGCACUUCCCUUUCUAAAUACUGAUCAUGAAUGAAUUUUUUAUAUGCACAUGAUGUCUGUCCUGUUAUCGGUUUUUGGUUUAAUGUUAUUUCUCUUUUCAGGUUCUCUUUUGAUAUUUCACAUUUAUGAGGAGUUACAUUCUUAAUCGUAAUAUUUCAUUGUUGGCAGCUACAGUUUGCAUUGCAGAAAGAGUCUCCAUUUCAGCACCACUACCAUUAUUAUUAAUUACUGCAACUUAAGUGGUUUUACCUUAUUCAUUGAAAAUCUGUAAUUAAGGUAAAAUAGUAAUGUUUGUCGAUUAGAUCAAAGUUCAACAAACUCUUAUAUUUGCCACUAAUUUCUUACAAUAGUAAAUGCUCACACCUGACUUCCAUUCUUAUGUUAGCACUAACCCAGUAGCUUUAGUGAUACAGUGCCUAAUUAGUAAUAAAACAAUUAUAUAGCAUCUUAGCAUGUUUUUUUAUUAAUGCAAUAAAAUUUACAGAUGAUGAAUUUCACUGUGUUAAUUCUUAUUUGGUUAUUAUUACUCACGUCUAGGAGAUGAUUUAGAAAAGAAAACUAGCACAAGAAGUAAAUAAGUCUGCAGUUUUGUCUAUAUUUUAUGUUUAUAGAAUUCUUUAAAAUUGCUGUCUUAAAUUCGUUACGGUAGACUCUUCUGAAGAAUAUGAUAGUGUAGGCAAAGGUGUCAUCAUUGUGCAAGGGAUAGUUGUAAAGUGAAAGACUUGCAUAAAACUGACUGAUGUGGUAAUGAGGUAUUAUCAGUUCUCAUAGUGGAAUAGUAUGAAAUAGGCCUAUGUAUUAAGUGAUAUGUUACAAACCAAAUUGCUGUGGGAUCAUAACAGCCGCUUGUAGUUUUCACAUUUGCACAUGAUCAAAAUAUAACAAAUUUACUCUAUGUGGAUUAGCCAAAUGGAAGGUGGUCUGGUCACAUACUAACAAAUCUCAGCUGUGUUGCCAUUGAAACAUUUAUAUUUUCUCCACAGGAAUGGGCAGAAUUCUUUAACAGAAUAAAAAUGUGUCAUAAACAUCUAAUAGCUAAAAAGAACUAAUUCUGAUCCUCAAGGAAUGAACAAGAUUUAAGAAUUGUUAAUUUGAGAUGGCAACAGUGAAAUACAGUAGUUAAUGUGAGGCUUUCUAGCAUGAAGUUGUGAUGAAGCAGCAUAAAUAGCAAAAUGAGAUUACAAUUUAGCCAGAAAUUAAAGCUUGUCAAUGAUAAGUGUGAUAUAUUAAAAAUGAAUGUAUGCUUGUGACUCUGAACACAGACAAAUUUAAUGUAAUUUUCAGCCAUUGACUGAUGUAUUAAGAAGUAGAGUGAAUCAUUUUAAGUAAAAUUAAUUUAGCUAAUACAUUUAUAGUCAUGAUCUCCUCACUUGGCACAGUCUGAUAGCAACAGAACUGUUUGUGAUCAUGGCUGUAAUUGUAGGAUUCUUUAUGGCGUCAAUAAAAAUAUUUAUACAAGGCUGUAUAAUGUUUUUUAAACAGUGGUUUAUUUAUUUAUUUUUUGAUUCUUUGUGAUACAACCAUUUACACGGUUUUGUUCUUGAGUGUAAUACUGCUAAAAUGAUUCCUCUUGUUGAUUAAAGUGAAUUAUGAUUAA
Messenger RNA from Zootermopsis nevadensis, 7091 nucleotides. NCBI's taxonomy places the organism in Eukaryota, Metazoa, Arthropoda, Insecta, Blattodea, Termopsidae. The record is from RefSeq and is a predicted model, not a curated record.